UGUCAGAGCCAAGACGAGUCGCCAUGGAAACUGCUUGGCAAACACACCAGCAGGCAGAGGCUGCAAACAGCAGCUCUGAUGCCCGUUGGAGUGAAGUGGCAGGGACAGUGUGAGCAAGCACACCCAGCUGUGUGUGUGCCGUGUCAGUGUGCGGGGAGCGAGGGCUCAGGGCAGCGUGUGUGGGUGGCCCUGGGCCCAGGGUGUGAGUUGAGCAUGCAUGUGUGUGCAUGUGUGCAUGGAGACAGCUGUGUCCAUGGGGUGGGCUCAGGGCCAUGCCAGGGCAGGGGUGCCGGGCGAGCACAGGGAUGGGGUGCGUGGCAGCCCACCCAUGCACUUGCUGUGGGCCAGGCAUUGCCCUAGGCGCUGGCAGAAGGAAGACCCAUGUGGCUGCCGUCCCGACUCCCAGCCGUUUCGGGUGAAGACAGCCACUGACCAGGGCGCUGGGCCUGGAGGCUUCCAUUCCACCACCUCUCGCUGUUGCUAAGGCCCCACGCUAGCCAGAGCCAGGCCUCGUGGGCCCUCAGCCUAGUGUCCGUUUGCAGGGAGCCCUUGGCAGCUGCUCUGAUCAGCCCUCAGGAAAGUUCUGGAAGCAAUCGUGGCUAUCCCCUGGGUGGCUCAUGGGCCGCAGCAGGGGCUUCCCAGAGUGACCAGGCCCGCCAUGCUGCAGUGCCGGCCAGCCCAGGAGUUCAGCUUCGGCCCCCGGGCCCUGAAGGAUGCGCUAGUGUCCAGCUGCCCUGCCCUGCAGCAGCUCUAUGUGGCCACCUUCUCCCCGGCUGAGAGGCUCUUCCUGGCUGAGGCCUACAACCCACAGAGGACCCUCUUCUGCACACUGCUCAUCCACACAGCCUUCGACUGGCUCCUCAGCUGCCCAGAGGCCCCCGAGGACUUUGAGAGCUUCCACGCCUCCCUGUUGCCUAGGAAGCAAAGCCCAACUCGGAAACAUGUCUACCUGCAGCCUAUAGACCUGAGUGAGGGGCCGGCAGGCGUCCUGCUGGACCACCUUCGGAGCUGCGCAGAGGCCUUCUUCCUGGGCCUGCAGGUCAGGUGCCUGCCCUCGGUGGCCGCUGCGUCCAUUCGCUGCUCCUCGCGUCCCAGUCCGCACUCGGAGAGGCUCCAGCUCCACACAGAUGGCAUCCUGGCUUUCCUGAAGAGCAGCAAGCCGGGCGACGCCCUGUGCGUGCUGGGCCUCACGCUGUCCGACCUGUACCCCUGCGAGGCCUGGAGCUUCACCUUCGGCAAGUUCCUCCCAGGCCACGAAGUGGGUAUCUGCAGCUUUGCCCGGUUCUCAGGGGAAUUCUUGGAGCUGGGGCCCUGUGCCUCUGAUCCGGCCCUGGCAGAGGUGGCGGCAGAUGGUCCCGAGACCCCCCUGCAGGACCAAGAGACCCUGCACAUCAGUGUCCUGGGGAUGCUACAGUGCUGCAAGGUCACGUGCCACAAGCUCUGCCACCUCCUCGGCCUGGGGCACUGCCGCUGGCUCCGCUGCGUCAUGCAGGGGGCGCUCAGCCUGGACGAGGUCCUGCGGCGGCCCCUGGACCUCUGUCCCGUCUGCCUGCGGAAGCUGCAGCAUGUCCUGGGCUUCAAGCUUGUGGACAGGUACAAGAGACUCUACACCUGGACUCAAGCAGUGGCGGGGACACGGCCUGGGCAGGAGGCAGGGGAGCCGUCUGUGUCAGAGGACACCUUGCCUGGCAGUGCGGACUCUGGCCUGAGCUGUGAGAGUGAUUCAGAGCCUGGCAGCAGCCCGUCAGAGCCCCUCACCCCUGACACGUGGAGCCACAUCUUCUCCCUGGGGCCCGAGCCUGAGGAUGGGCUGAGCUCCCUGGCAGCAGCCUGGGAGGGCCCACCAGCACUUGGGACCCCAGUGGAGGCCAUCAAGGAGCAUGGACAGUGGCUGGCGAUGUGCAUCCAGGCCCUGGAGAGGGACGUGAGUGAGGAGGAGCUGGCGCAGGUGGACAGAGCUGUGGAUGCCCUUGCCCGGUGGGAGAUGUUCACGGGGCAGCUUCCGGCCACCAGGCGGGACCCGCCCUGCGGCCAAGAUGGCGUGGGGCUGCGCAGGGUCCUGGGGGACACCUUCUCCUCCCUGAGGAGGAAGCUGAAUGUACGCAGGCCGGCCAAGGUGGGAUCGUCCCCAAGCCACUGGAGAACGGCAGAGAACUAGUGCGGCCCGUGCAGUGUGCCAGCACCUGCCUUUCCCUGGACACCAAUGCCUGUGACGUGCAGCGGCCAAGGGUGCCGUGGGCCCAGCAAGGGCUCAGGAGGAAAGGUCUCUAGGGAGGCAGAAGAAGACCCUAUGUCCUGCCUGGGGCCGCAGCAGAGGGUGACUCGGCCCCCAGAGCGCUGGCUCCCCGGGGGCAGGAGGCAGCAGGAGCUGGGCCUGCGAGGCCCCAGCCUUGUAGCUGGAGCUCAGGUCGGGGGUGACAGGCACAAGGACUCAGCUACUGUGAUCUCAUUCUCCGAAGCCGCAGCCUGGCUCUGCAUUCGUAGGGCGGGCAGGGCGUUGUUUCCAUCCACUCCGAGGAUGGGGGGUGGCUUUCUGUGGCACCCAUGCAUUCGGGCCCUUAGGUGCUUCAUGUGGUGUCACCACUCACUGGAGAUGUGCCCCCGGGGGCUGACAGGUGUUGCAGGAAGGGAGGCAUCUGAUUGACAGGCUGGAAGGCGCUGUGAGGCAGAGUCCCUGGGACAGCUGCCUGCUGUGACCUGCAGUGCUGAAACCAAGCAGUUCUGCCCUGGGGACAGCUCUCUGACAGGGGGCCUGCAGUGCCUCAGAGCAUCUGUGUCCCUACUGAUACCAUCUGUGAUGUCCAGCCAAGCCUGGGGAUUGUCUGUCUCCCUUUCAUUUUGUCAAAUUUUGCUUCCUGUUAUGUAAUACACAUUUGGUAUUUUUCCUGAUCAAUUAACUGUUUUCAGUAUCAGAAGCUGCCUCUGCCUGCAGCGUAGGAGUCCUAGGGAGUGCCAGGUCCACUUCUGACAGCGGAAUUCCUGUGGCGUGAUGAGGGGGGUCACAGCUAUUUUCCCAUCUGGGAAGAGGCACUAACAGGGCGACUCACCCGUUUUGUGGGCAGCAUAUACAGUUUUGAGGGCCUUCUAAGAAAACAGUACAAAGUACAAACAUACAAUUAGGAGAGUCCCACCAAGCAAGAAUGUCUGAAGUGCCCUUGUAAUCUGCCACCAGGCAAGAGUGUGGGGUCCUAGUCCCAGAGAACACGGGGGCACUGGGUGGACAGAAGCACAUGCAGCUCUUCUGUCCCAGGUCCCUCUGGCUUCAAAGUACUUCACAGGGACCCAGGAGGAAACGGAGAUGAAGGAGGGAGCCGAAGUGCCGGGCAGACCCUGCAGAGGCAGGCCAGUGCCUGGUGCCUACAGAUGAGAACAGGCCACCCCAACCUCAGGCCUUAAAACCCUGCAGCCUGUGUAGCUCAGGAAGCAGCCGUGAGGCAGAGCUCGGUGGGAAGGUCUGCGCCUGGGGACCUGUGCACAUGGCCUGGGCUUCCUCACAGUGUGGCGCCUGGUUUCCAAAGGGGGGAUUUUCGGGAGUCACAUGGAGGUGGUGCGGCCUUUCCUGGGUGUCACUUCCAGUGCUGACACAAAGGCCUCCCCAGGCUCCUGGGGAGGGCACACAGACUCCACCUCUUGGGGGGCAGAAAAGCCUAUGAGAUGGGAAGACAUUUACGAAAUGCCUGCCCCACUGUCCACCACCGGGAGUGGGUGGCACACCUGCUGUCUGAUAUGACCUGUUCUCCAGUUUCCUUCUUCCUCUGCAGAAGGUUCAUCACUGGAGUGACAUGAGAUUAAGCAGGAGGUAAGACAGAAUGGAGCUGGAGGGGGUCCUGCUCAGCUGCAGGGAUCCCCAUGCUGGGCCUGGCCAGAGCUUUCUGAAGAGGGAAGGGGCGAGCCCCUGGAGCCCCCCUGGUGGGCUUCACUUCUGCAGGGGGAGUGCAGUUUUUUUAGGACAGCUGCUGGCAGGAACACUCUGAAAAUAAAGCUUAGGAACAGAGAUCGGAUUCCUUCCUCGGCUCAAACGUGAGCCCAGAGUCCGUCCGUGAUGGGGGCGAAGAGCAAUGGGGAGAGGGCUACAGCAGAGGAGGGGAUAACAAACCCCAUCUCCUCCAGCAAAGUCAGUUCACAGAUCUUCCCAAAUUCAAGCUCCAGACCUGGUUUAUUCAUGGUGAUGUGCCAAGUCCAUUUCUCUCCGUAUAUGUUGGAAGCCCAAGAGUCGGAAGGAGGGGUCUUCUCGCCUGCCGACACACAUCUCAGUGAGCCCAGCAGAGGGGCUUGAAUGGAACUAAAAAUGUGUCGGGGUCAUGACAUUA
Messenger RNA from Manis pentadactyla (Chinese pangolin), 4310 nucleotides. It is a transcript of the gene AMZ1, whose product is annotated as archaelysin family metallopeptidase 1. The coding region runs from base 659 to 2158 and encodes 499 amino acids. Gene Ontology annotation, biological process: proteolysis. NCBI's taxonomy places the organism in Eukaryota, Metazoa, Chordata, Mammalia, Pholidota, Manidae. Gene Ontology annotation, molecular function: metallopeptidase activity. The transcript has 7 exons. The record is from RefSeq and is a predicted model, not a curated record.